Molecule: messenger RNA, 535 nt
Organism: Rana temporaria (common frog)
Lineage: Eukaryota; Metazoa; Chordata; Amphibia; Anura; Ranidae
Gene: FAU
Product: FAU ubiquitin like and ribosomal protein S30 fusion
Exons: 5
Coding region: 95-496 (133 amino acids)
Biological process (GO): translation
Cellular component (GO): cytosolic small ribosomal subunit; ribosome
Molecular function (GO): structural constituent of ribosome; protein binding
Source: RefSeq, a predicted model, not a curated record
CGUGCGCGUCCAUGUGUCGGUAUAAGAUGCGUGCGCGCUCCCGCCCCCACCUCUUUCUUUCCUCCAUUUUGAGAGACGCGGAGUGGCCGCAACCAUGCAGAUUUUUGUAAGGGCUCAAAAUCUACACACCCUUGAGGUGUCUGGUCUAGAGACUGUCUACCACAUCAAGGCCCAGGUCUCCUCUCUAGAGGGAAUUGCCUGCGAAGACCAAGUUAUUCUUCUUGCUGGUGCCCCCUUGUCUGAUGAAGACACCCUUGGCCAGAGUGGAGUAUGUGAUCUCAGCACUUUGGAUGUUGCUGCUCGUCUGUUGGGAGGUAAAGUCCAUGGUUCUCUAGCUCGUGCCGGAAAAGUACGAGGCCAGACUCCAAAAGUGGCCAAGCAAGAGAAGAAGAAAAAGAAGACUGGCCGGGCAAAGAGGCGCAUGCAAUACAACAGGCGCUUUGUUAAUGUUGUGCCCACUUUUGGCAAAAAGAAGGGACCCAAUGCUAACUCCUAAAAUGUCACAAUGGGUUAAUAAACAGAUGUAGAACUUCAA